AUGCGUGCCGCCAUCGCCAUCGUGCUCGCCUGCCUGGCCACCUUGUCAGCUGCAACAAGUCACCCAGCCAACGAUUCUCAGUCGAUGCUGAAUAGGCGCGGGUAUGGUAAGUAGUUGUGCAUCUCACCCUGCUCGUCAUGCAAGCUCACAAAUCUCUCGCGGCGACGUGUCACACGCAGGCGAAACGUCGUCGGCUGCCUACAAUGCUGUUGUGAGUCAACUUGGCAGAGAGAGAGAGAGUCGAGCCGGUUUCUUAAAGCUUUGCCUCUGGUCCUACGCACGCUGACCGAGCUUGUCGAAACCCCCGCACAAGGCGCAUGCAAUGGGCAAUCAUCAUCUGGAAGCACAUGCAGUCCAUGACGUGCACGGCAAUCCCUACUUCAUUCAAGCGCAAUCAAAAGAGCAUGGAGCAUUUCGCUUCGCACGAUGGACGCCACAUGAGGGUGUUACGGUUCACAUUCCUCCGCUCCGUCAGCAAUAUCUUGGGUAUGGGCUUAUUGUGAGUUGUUCUUAUCGCGUCGCCUGCACAUCUUGUUGAAGUCGCCUCUCCACCCAUUGGCCCGCUGCCAUCUUUCCAGGCGGAUGCGCAGAGGGCUCAUCCGGAUUCUCACCACACUUUCGUCAACAAGAUGCCGCACGAAAAUUUGGAGCACAAGGUGUUGCACCAGCACAGGGUCAACUUGGAGUCGGCGGCUUUGAUGGCCAACAUGAAUGCACACACUCACCAGCUUGGCACGGCUGCUCAUAGGCCGAUCAAUGUUGUCGAAUCUCACCCAGCAAGUCCCGCCGAGCCUCGACCCGACGCAUUGGUCGGAACAUCCAGAGCAGGCGCCUCCUCCUCCAAUCCUGUACACUUGGACUCUCCAAAGCCUGCCUCUACUUCGAAAAUACCACCGUGGAUGGUGAAUGCUCUCAGAAAUCCAGGUGGAAAGGCGGAAGGAGCUAGCAGCUCUGGCACGUCCAAGCUGCCACCUUGGUUGCAAAAGGCAAAGGAAGAGCUGGCAGCCAAAGAGGCGGCUGAAAAGGCAGCAGCAGCAGCAGCAGCAAAAGAAGCAGAGAAAAAGGCAGCUGCCACGACCUCCUCUUCAGCCAGCUCGACCGAAAAGAAGCGCUCUCGCACAAACUCGUCCGAGGAUGCACCUGCCGCACAGCGCACGCGCACUUCUUCUCCGCCCACGACUCAGGAACGCCGCGAAUUGUCAGCGCAUCCGGAGCUGUUGAAGCGAGUGAGUUUGUAGGGAUCAGAGACGUUGCGUACUCCGAUGCAUCUCCGACUAAUUCUUGGACGCGACGCAACCCAGACCGUCGAGCCUGUCGAACAGGAAGCAUACGCCGGCUCUUUUCUAGAAGCGCGCAGCAAAUGGAACAUUGUUCGAAAUUGGUUCAAGACUGAUUUCAAAGAGCAACCCAUCACGGGUAAGGCACCUCUGGGUGGUGCGGUACGUCUCAAAGUGAGUUGCGCCAGCAGCAACGUAUGCACCACCGAUUCACGGUCCCACGCAGGUCUAGCAUGGCUCGAUGCUGAGCCGCUCAUCGCACCUUUUAUCCAAUCUAGGAAAAUCAAAGGUGGGCCGUGCUGGUGCAGCACCCCAACUUGCAGGUAAAGCACGAAUGGGUGGGAGGCAAGUACAGAAGAUUCAAUGGCAUUCCGUAUCAGGGAACGGGGAUCAUGACGGGCCAUACAAUCAGGCAAGAAGUGAGUCUAGAUAUGAGGGGGGUAUAUGUGCCAAUACGUUUUCAUCGCCUGCUUGCUGAGGCGUAAUUCGCCUCGAUCCUCGACGCCAGUCAGCCAAAGCCCUCGCCGAAGGCAAAAAGGUUACAAAGUUUCCCUACGACGUGCAAAAUCGUUUUCCCCCUCUGCACCAAAUGGCCUUUCAAGAGAAGAUGAUAUUGCGCAUCGCACAAGCAAAGGCGACGGGCGGUAAAGUGAGCACAAAGCUGGACAGACCCAAGCCUGCAGGCGGCGCUCCUGAAAGUGCUCUGCCUGCUGAACCUUCGGGCUCUGGCAAGUAG
This is a messenger RNA of Ceraceosorus bombacis, 2013 nucleotides long. The record is from the annotation of a GenBank genome assembly. Lineage: Eukaryota; Fungi; Basidiomycota; Exobasidiomycetes; Ceraceosorales; Ceraceosoraceae.